Messenger RNA from Mycotypha africana, 1664 nucleotides. RefSeq lists its product as uncharacterized. The transcript is spliced from 5 exons. NCBI's taxonomy places the organism in Eukaryota, Fungi, Mucoromycota, Mucoromycetes, Mucorales, Mycotyphaceae. The record is from RefSeq and is a predicted model, not a curated record. Bases 422 to 1552 code for a protein of 376 amino acids.
ACCCUCUAAUCGCCAGCACGAAGCUGGUUUGAUUUUUACAGUUAUAUUGCGACUUCGUCUAAACCCAAAGCUAAAAAACUGUAGAUAUGAAUUAACUGCUCCUCUUUAAUUAUUGUUCUAUGUUCUUUGGCUCGGACAGCUUAGUUAAAGACCAUGUCGAUUAUGAAAUGCAAAUUACUUUGUAAGUGUCUGGGUCUCUUUUCGCCCGGUAAUCUUUUCUGAGCUUAAAGUCCCCGCAUUUUCUUUUUUAAGCGCUUCAUUUGUGAAAAUAGAGGGGUGUAACUGAUUCUUGAGCCAUUAUUGUCAACACUCUCUUUGCUCAGUUAUCUUUUGCUACAUCAUUAUUGUCCAUUUAUUAACAUUCAUCAAGCAAAAACAGAACACUUUCCUUUUUAACGACUCUCAUAAUAAUUUUGCGCGUAUGCACUAUACAUUGGAUAGAGCUAGUGAAGCAGCUGCUAGUGAUCUAGCCGAAGUUCGUAAAUUAGUAGAAGGAAUGAACUCAUUAGUGAACAGUCAACAACAGCAACAGUUGCAACAGCAGUUAGAAUUUCAAAAGCGACAAAAAUUAUUUUCACAACAACAACAGCAACCUGGAAAACUACCCUCUUCUCAGGCACAACUACUAUCGUCAUUACGGCCACCACCGACUAAAAAGCCAAAAACUCAGAAACAUGCUAAAAGUCUAAACAAUAAUAUUCAUACCACCAACCCAAGCUCUUAUAAUACUACCAGUGCGACUUCAUCGACACACACUACAACUACCACUAUUUCUACUACCACUACUGCUAAUCCCAUUAAUCCUACUACUGUUGUUGCCGCCAGUAAUUCUGUUACUGAGCAACAAACAUUAUCACCACAACUUUCGCAAGCAAAUACUUCGCAAUCAACAAUUACACCGAAUAAAGAAGUAGCUAGCACUGAAAGUAACGAAAGAAAGCCAGAUCAACCAAUAAGGCAACAACAAGAUCAAAGUAAUGACCGAAGAAAUCCUCAACAGGAAGAGAGGAAAGAGACUAACAGCAAGGAUAAUGCAGCAGUUACAUCAAAAACUAAAGAUACAUCCGAUAGUACAGCUGUAACUAAUAACGGAACGCCUCCUGCGGGCAUUAUUAUUGAAGUAAACCACUUGGCGUUCAAUCGUGUUCUCUACUUUCAGCUAUCACCUGAAGCAACGAUCGAGCCCUUAAUGGCAUGGUUAAAGUUAUCUUUCCAAGACAGCACCAUUUCUGGAAUGGUUUUACAAUACAAAGGUUUUGAUGGACUAUGGAAAUGUUUAUUGAAUAGGGACGAUUCUUUGAAAAGAGUCUUGAAACAGAAUUUAAAGAGUCAAACAAUGUUACAAAUGAGAGUACCAAGGGAAGAGGACCUACUAAGUUCUGGAUAUACAGAUAAACGGUUAUUAGCAUUAACUACAAAAUCCAAUACACCUAUUCCACCUCUUCAUCCAAUAGUUAAUACUACUACUGACAGUGCUGCUUCUAUUGCUACUACGACUGGUAAUAGCAAUGAUCAGGCACAACAGAGUGAACAAACCGAACAUAAACAAUAAAAAGAAAGGGUUUUGCAUGAAAUAUCAUUUUUGUCAUUUUGGGAAUUCCAUUUUUGAUUUUACUUUGAAAUACCGAGAUAAAAAAGAUCCAAACAGCAUUCUUCUGUCUAUU